Messenger RNA from Colletotrichum godetiae, 1053 nucleotides. Its product is annotated as heterokaryon incompatibility protein-domain-containing protein. The record is from RefSeq and is a predicted model, not a curated record. The transcript has a single exon. Bases 178 to 1044 code for a protein of 288 amino acids. NCBI's taxonomy places the organism in Eukaryota, Fungi, Ascomycota, Sordariomycetes, Glomerellales, Glomerellaceae.
CCCCAAGAUGAUUUUCUGCUGUCGGGCCGAGCUUUUAUGACCCAGCCACCUUGGUCAACUCGACGAGCAUUGCUUGAAGAGGAAAUCUAUAUUAUUAUCCAAGCUUAUCAAAUCAUCACCCAUGAUGAGUGGAAAUAAACUUUGUGCCAAGCCGUCAAAGAUUUCGGUGCUUCCACGAUGUCAGCCAACGAGUCAAAACGUCGUUCGGAACAUAAACCGCCAGAUGCUGCAGCAUUUCAGUACAAGCCUUUAGAGGAAGGGAUUGACUGCACAAGAUUUUUGAGAAUCCAUCCUGCGAAAAACGACAACGACCAUCUCAUAUGUUGCACCUUGGAUCACAUUGCCUUCGGAGAAAAGCCAAGCUACGAAGCUCUGUCGUACAGGUGGGGCGAUGAGGCUCUUGCACAGACAAUUGUGCUCAAUGGCCAUCAUUUCCUCGUGAGGAAGAAUCUUCAUGAUGCUCUUCAAUACCUCCGCAAUAGAGGAAAUAUUGGACUCUUGUGGAUCGAUGCGAUCUGUAUCGACCAGGCGAAUGUGCAGGAGCGCAACAGGCAAGUUGCCAUUAUGAGACACAUAUACUUCAGAGCGCACACAGUAGUUGUUUGGCUGGGAAGUACUUAUUCGCAAUACCAAAAGGAGAUUAGUCCGCUUGAGGCUCGCUUUGCUCCAGAAGACAGCUCAGUGGAAGAAACUCUCACCUUUGCAACUGGGCCCAGCGAGCCCGACGACGCACAUACAGCUAGUUUGAAAAUCGAGCGCAAAAUGGUGCUUAAAUUGGCAAAAGACGAGUAUUGGAACCGAGUCUGGAUCAUUCAGGAGAUCGGACAUGCUAGACAAAGACGCGUCUGCUUCGGGAAGAUGGAGCUGAGUUGGAGCGAUUUUAUCAAAAUGAUGACGCACCACAGCGUCACAACUGAAGGGCCUCUUCGGUUGAACCAGCAAGCCGAGCAAAAGUACCAGGGUGUUGGUAUUCCUAUCACAGGGAUGGUUCGAACCGUAGGUGACAAAGAGGUCAAAAUCUAUAUAUAUUUAACUUCUACAUAAGGUGUAAAA